Messenger RNA from Striga hermonthica, 687 nucleotides. Lineage: Eukaryota; Viridiplantae; Streptophyta; Magnoliopsida; Lamiales; Orobanchaceae. The record is from the annotation of a GenBank genome assembly.
AUGGCAUCUUUAUCGAGGCCCGUGUCCAGCCCAGCCCGUGCGGUCAACUACCCGCCGCCAUUGCUGAGGUUCUUGCGGAGCGGCGCAGGUAGCAAGAACAGAAAACCGGCUCGCCGGAGCCCGGUUUUCGGCCUUCGCGGAGGGAGGAGAAGCUCGGCCGCGCCGGAGCCGUCUUCCCCGAAGGUUACGUGCACGGGCCAGGUCAGAGAAUCAGGCGGGCGGCGCCGCCGCUGCUGGUUGUCCGUGAAAUCAAAAGCCCUGUUUUCGAAAUGUCAAGAAAGGUUUUUUAGCUGGUGGGUUCUGUUGAAGGGUGAAAGGGCUGAAAAUUCCGUUCAAGACUGUAAUGACGAAAAUGCCCCUGACGGGCCUUCUCCUCCGCCGCCGGAAAACGCCGUGAUCUUGACCAGGUGCAUGUCGGCUCCGUACAGAUCGUCGUCGUUGGGAGGGUUAAUUUGGGGUUCUUCGUUGGGUGAGGAGAAGGGCAAAAUUGGAAUUGAGAAUGGGGCAAAUUUGGAAAAUCUCAGUUGGGAAAGUUCAAGAAUUGGUGAAGAAAAUUGUGGCAUGAAAUUAGAGGAUUUGGUGAGAGAUUUUCAAGGUAUAAAGGUGAAUGGGGGAGGUGCUGGUGCAGUGCACCCAUUGCUGCUCACAAGGUGUAGAUCAGAGCCAGCAAGAAAAGGUCUGUUUUAG